Molecule: messenger RNA, 672 nt
Organism: Schizosaccharomyces osmophilus
Lineage: Eukaryota; Fungi; Ascomycota; Schizosaccharomycetes; Schizosaccharomycetales; Schizosaccharomycetaceae
Gene: duc2
Product: DUF1769 family protein
Exons: 1
Coding region: 1-672 (223 amino acids)
Source: RefSeq, a predicted model, not a curated record
AUGAAAUGUUCAUUGAUUGUUGGCUCACGUAAAGAGGCCAUCGCAAUUAAUGGUACACCAAAUUUUGUAAAGUCAAAACACUUUGAGGGACGGGUAAAGGUACGACUCCGGCACUAUGAAGUUCUGGAUCACGAGUAUUUCUCAAAAUCCAACGAUACAUGCUCUAUUAUGAUUGCUGGAAGGUUUCUUCCUACGCAAGGUGCAUUAACAGCCGACGAUAUUUUGUUUGGUAAUCAAUUUGAGAAACCCUUAAGAGAUAUUCUUCCAACUGGAUCCUCUUACAUGAUGAAGGGCCUCAAGCUGGUAGACCCAGCGAUUGAGUAUGAUUUGUACUGUGAUCAACCAUGGGCAUUUUCUCCAUUUUAUGCGACUAUGACAAGGCUUAAAAUGGCCAAUGCUCAACCGCCUUUGGAGUAUUUUUACGAAGAUUCUUCGGAAAGAAGGAAGGAAAUGCAAGAUCCUGAAAACCGAAAGAAAUUACCGAUAAAACCAAACCAAUACUUCAUCGCUGACUUUUGUAAUCCAUUUUUUGACCCUAGUUCCAUGAGCGUCUCCGUUCCAUAUACCGGAUUGAAGUUUUCUGUCAAAAGUUAUUAUUCCGGUCAACCUUUGCGAUAUGUUUGCAAAACUCGGGCAGGGGAACCAAUUUUUGCUAUAGAGUUUGAUUUGUAA